Penicillium cinerascens is the source of this 759-nucleotide messenger RNA. RefSeq names its product Allergen. Gene Ontology annotation, cellular component: extracellular region. The record is from RefSeq and is a predicted model, not a curated record. The transcript has a single exon. The coding region runs from base 1 to 759 and encodes 252 amino acids. Lineage: Eukaryota; Fungi; Ascomycota; Eurotiomycetes; Eurotiales; Aspergillaceae. Gene Ontology annotation, molecular function: IgE binding.
AUGGCAUGUGCCAUUGGUGCUCGAGCUAUGGUGCGGAUUCAUCAACAUCAUCACACAGCAACUACUGUAUCAGAAGAUUCUUUGUCUUCUUUACAGGAAGUGGCUCCUGAGUAUAAUACUAGACCUAAGAGGUCCUACAUCACAACCGGAUUCGGUGGCAGAACAGAAUCCUCUGGAAGCGGUGUCAGUUAUAAGGGAAAUGUCGGCAAGCCGUACGGUAGUAACAUUAUCGAAGUGUCAUCCAUGGAUGCCAAAAAGUACCAAUACGUUGUGCAGUUUGAUGGCCCCCAAAUAGGACAAUGGACUCUAGUCAUUUGGAACAAAAUUGGUCCUGACGGCCUAGUUGAUGGAUGGUUCGGCCACGCUUGCAAAAGUUUUACCCUCGCUCCGGGGCAGACCCUAUAUAUAGCCUUUGCUGAGGACUCCCAAGGUGGCUGGACGGCUGCCCCAGGCCCUUACAUACCGACAGAUUCCUACGGCGGCUAUGCUGCAACGUGGGGUGAAUUUGCCUUUGGCUCCAGCAUUAACUGGGGCUGGUCUGGGUUUGAUGUUUCAGCGAUCGCUGCUCAGAAUGCGGGGCUCGAGGUUCAAGGCAUGAAGAUUUGUGAUAACCUUAUUGGAACAUGCUCUUUCAUAAGCCCCAAGGCUUCAAAGUCCGACAACGCUUAUCUUUACAACAAUAGAGAAGUGGACGGUAUUGGUGGUAACGUUGCCCCAGGACCAGUCAGACUUGUUGUUACUCUCGAUUAUCAAGGCUGA